This is a messenger RNA of Ricinus communis (castor bean), 2112 nucleotides long. Its product is annotated as galactan beta-1,4-galactosyltransferase GALS3. The transcript is spliced from 2 exons. The record is from RefSeq and is a predicted model, not a curated record. The coding region runs from base 328 to 1887 and encodes 519 amino acids. NCBI's taxonomy places the organism in Eukaryota, Viridiplantae, Streptophyta, Magnoliopsida, Malpighiales, Euphorbiaceae.
AUUUUACCCUUCCAAAAACGACAACCAAAAACACCCCACCACCCACUCUCCCACCCUUUCCCCUUCAUCAAUUUAACAAAAAACCUCUGUAAAUUUACUUAUAAAAACACACAUAAGAAAAAAUAAAAAGGAAAAAAGAAAAAGAACAGACCCCAUAGAGGAACUCAGCUAGCUUGCUGGCUGCCCUCUUCUCUUCUCUUCUCUUGCGCUCUUCCCAAAAAAAGAAGAAACAGAACCCUUUUGUAUUAUCUGCACCAGCAAUCUGUCCGUCUCUGUGUGUAAAAAGAACUUGCAUUGGUCAGUACCAGUGUGUACUUGCUUUUCAAGAUGGGUAAAGAAAGAGAGAAAGAAAGAGGAGGAGGAGGAGGAGGAGACAAGAAAAUGUUUAUAGGAGUCGUAAUGAACUGUGCAGCGGAGCUUAAGCUUCUUUUAACGGCUCUUUUAAUUCUUUGUACUAUUGCUACUCUUUUACAGUUUCUGCCAUCUCGUUUCACCAUCUCUACUUCUGAUCUCCGUUUCUGCAUUUCGAGAAUCACAACCACCACAACCACCACCACCACCACCACCUCUAUUGCCUUACCUUUGAAUUCUUCCUCUGUUUCUCCUCAGUCUUCUCCUCCAUCGUCUUUACAACAACCUGAAGAACAGCUCACUCCGAAUGGUACCGUCAAAAGAGCCUUUUAUCCACAUGGCGCCGCGGCUUAUAACUUUAUCGCCAUGGGUGCUUAUAGAGGUGGGUUUGACACUUUUGCUAUUGUAGGUCUCUCUUCAAAGCCUCUCCAUCUUUACGCCAAACCCACUUACCAGUGCGAGUGGGUCCCGCAUAAAAACUCCUCCUCUGGAGGCAGCGACCCCAUCACCGCCGUUGCUUAUAAGAUCCUUCCAGAUUGGGGUUACGGCCGUGUUUACACGGUUGUGGUGGUGAAUUGCACCUUCGCACAACCCAUUAACUCUGAUAAUUCAGGUGGCAAAUUGUUCCUGCAUGCUUCUACAUCCGGCGGUGGUGAUAGAGACUUCAACAUUACGGAUAGAUUUGAGGUUUUGCAAGAGCCACCCGGUAAUUUAAACAUUAGUUUGUUCACUACAAAGCCGAAGUAUGACUAUUUGUAUUGUGGGUCUUCUCUUUAUGGAGGCUUAAGCCCACAAAGAGUAAGAGAAUGGAUGGCCUAUCACGUGAGGCUAUUCGGUGAAAGAUCUCAUUUUGUUAUACAUGAUGCUGGUGGUGUUCAUGAAGAGGUUUUAGAGGUUUUGAAGCCAUGGAUGGAAUUGGGUUAUGUUACAUUGCAAGAUAUAAGAGACCAAGAACGGUUUGAUGGGUAUUAUCAUAAUCAGUUUAUGGUGGUGAAUGACUGUUUGCACAGAUAUAAGUUUGUGGCCAAGUGGAUCUUCUUCUUUGAUGUUGAUGAGUACAUUUACAUCCCUCCAAAGAACACUAUAAAGUCUGUUCUUGAUUCUCUCUCAGAUUAUAAUCAAUUCACUUUUGAGCAGAUGCCCAUGAGCAGCAAGCUCUGUCUCUCUGCUGAUUAUGGUAGAUAUUACAGGAAAUGGGGGUUUGAGAAGCUUGUCUAUAGAGAUAUCAAGAGGGGUAUAAGGAGGGACCGCAAAUACGCAAUCCAGCCGCGCAAUGUCUUCGCAACUGGGGUGCACAUGUCGCAGAACCUAGCUGGGAAGACGAAUCACAAGACAGAGAGCAAGAUCAAAUACUUCCAUUAUCACGGAACAAUAGCGCAGCGGCGCGAACCGUGCCGGAACUUGCUCAAUGUAACAGAAAUCAACUUUGAAAACAACCCUUAUGUUCUGGAUACCACAAUGCGCGACAUUGCUUGGUCUGUGAAGAAAUUCGAGCAGAAGAUGAUUGGUUCAAGGUUACAAAGCACACGGCAAUGACAGAAUAAUAUAUAUAUAUAUAUAUAUAUAUAUAUAUAUAUAUAUUAUAUAGUUCUUUCAUUUCUUGAUAAAUAUGAUAAAUUCUUCUUGGUUUAUUUAAUUGAUCUUUGAGUAGAACAGUGUUUCCCACCCUUUCUUCUUCUUUUUUGUAUGAUAAUGUUUCUUUCAUUUGAGUAUAGAGAUACAAGUGGUAUAUAUGAUAUAUCUAUAUGAUAUAUUGAUAUA